CCAUAUUAUACUCACUCAUCAAUCAUCUCUUGCAUACUUUCAUAUAUACAUUAUCGUGCUUGUUGUUAAGCAAAACAUGGCAUCCUCAAAGGCUUUUCUUCUUCUUGGUCUUGUCUUUGUUGUUCUCCUCAUCUCCUCUGAGGUCUCAGCUACUCCAACUCAGGAGAGUAUAGUCAACGGUGAUGGCCACGGACAUGGAGAGUAUGGCCAUGGACAUGGAGGUUAUGGACACGGACAUGGAGGGCAUAACCACGGACAUGGAGGGUAUGGCCAUGGACAUGGAGGGUAUGGCCACGGCCACCACGGCAAAGGGGGGCCGGGUGCUGCUGAGACUGAAAUCGAGAAUUAGAUAACCUAUUAGUUUCUGUGACUUACGUUGCAGGUGUGUUGUAAGGGUAGUAGUACGAAAUAAAGUUGUUUGGUUGAGUAAUCUAUAUGAAAUCUCAAUCAUAGACUCGUCUUAAGCUUGUUCUCGUGUUCUCUGUAAUGUACGCAUUGGAAUGUGUUCUCUUGUUAUGUGAUAAAAUGUGAUGUAACUUGCUCAAUACAUAUAUUAUGUAAAAAAAAUGUUUAGUA
Molecule: messenger RNA, 576 nt
Organism: Prunus persica (peach)
Lineage: Eukaryota; Viridiplantae; Streptophyta; Magnoliopsida; Rosales; Rosaceae
Product: cold and drought-regulated protein CORA
Exons: 2
Coding region: 77-349 (90 amino acids)
Source: RefSeq, a predicted model, not a curated record